Messenger RNA from Plasmodium inui San Antonio 1, 1077 nucleotides. RefSeq lists its product as hypothetical. The record is from RefSeq and is a predicted model, not a curated record. The transcript has a single exon. Lineage: Eukaryota; Apicomplexa; Aconoidasida; Haemosporida; Plasmodiidae. The coding region runs from base 1 to 1077 and encodes 358 amino acids.
AUGUUAGCCAACCCACAGGAAACCACUGAAUAUGACUUUCAGUUGAAGGAGCUUGAAAUAAUAACACCUCAAGAGUUUGAGAAGGGCGAUGAGACGAGCAGUGGAUCACCAAAUGAGGAUGUAGAGCAAAAAAAGGAAUACGUCAGUAAUGAUCUCAUGAAUGAAGGAAUCUAUUUCUGUACAUUGCAAGAAUUAUGUGAGUCAAUAGAUAAUCCUGAUAAGGGGGCGGACGAAGGAUUAGACAAGGGUAAAGGAGACGACAGGACAACAAGAGAAGAAUCUAAUAAACAUAAAGAGCAGGACGGGAGACAAGGAAAUAGGGAGGAAUCUUUCUGGAGAACGAGAGGCAUUGUUAGAAGCACAGCAGGGGAAGUACCGGAGCCUGGCGAGAGAUCAUUAACAUAUGAUCAGAUCAGGAAUCUUUAUAAUGACGCCCAAGGGGACAAAUUAAUAUCUGGAGGAUCUGAGACAAUAAAGAAAUACAGGGAUCUCAAAGUCUGUAGUUUCUGCUCCCAUUAUACCUGUCUUGAUGAGCGAUUGAGCAAUAAUGAAAUAGAUACCAAAUUGGAGCAGGUGCAAGAGAUGCAUGAGAGCUGGGAAUUAUCCUUCUUCUAUUGGCACUCCUACAGGAAUGGGAGAGAGCAAUAUUAUGCAGUCAGGAAGUAUUUGCUAGAGGAAUUAUUAGGAUUCAAAAGGAACAGAGAUCCUAUAAGUCUCGGGGACUAUAACCAAAGAUGGGAAGAGUGUGAAGAAAUAAUCCGUAAUAACUUUAUAAGGCAACACAAGUAUAUUGCUAAUGUAUACUAUACAUUAAUAUGGAGGAGCCAAAUGCGUAGUGAUGAUUUCAGGAAGAUAUUACAACACCUCAACAACUCCUGGGACGAAGUCACUAUAGACACAAGGGACAGAUGUAUAUCUGUCAUUGAGGGCCCACCAAAGAAAGAGCGAGGGAUAAUUCGGGAUGCAGGGGCCGUGAGAAUCCUGGAGGCAAAGGAGAAUUGGUCAGAUUACUUGUAUUCUCCGUUUUUCCAGGAUCUCUUCAAAGAAAUUAUAAGGGGUCUCCCACUGGGGGAGUAG